AUUGUUCGAUGUCCUUGAAAGGGGUCAGUUUUUAUUAUCCUGAUCCCUGAGAUUCUGCUUCCUACUUUUUAUGUUCUCUGUGUUUUUAAAUAUUAUUUACUUUUGAAAAUGGCUAUCAUUUUGUCUCGGUUAGUGGGUAGUCACAUUUGUCAUGUGUUCUUUGGAUGGUCGUUAUUCCACUAAUAUGGUAACAACUGGUUUUUCAAAGUUGUCACCUUGUCAAUUUCCCAGUUAAUGAAAUCCGUUUCAGCUGUCAAGGAUAAAAUGAGGUUGAUGCUCCUAUACCAUGUUUAACUGGUAUUACGUUUAUUCGAUCUAUCUUUGCUAUUUUUAUCUGAUCGUGCUAAUGUGGUAUGGCAAUUUUGGCCAACCGACAUAUGUCAGGCUCUAUGUUGUUGACAUACGUGGAGACUUAAUCAACAUGGAGCCUGGCAAAAAUAUGCGUUGUUCCAAGCUGCCAUUCUGUAUUUUGGUAAUGCGUUUGUCUGUAUGCUAAACGUACAUUUCAAUUGGACUUUGUCUGAAAAGAGGUUUCUUAGUAGUACAAGUGUUUUUUUGGUUAGUCUACCAAACCAUUGGUUUUAAAUGUGAUUGAUAUUUCCUCUGUUAUCGUCAUAUUGAAAGAAUACCGAGGUCAAGUAAUGCGUUCGCUCUUAACGAGGGGUAUUAUUUAGCUUUUAAGUUUAUCUUGUGAUAGUGCCUUACGAUUGACGAAAAUUAAUUUUGCGUUCAUCGCCUAAUCCCAUUGUGCACCAAGGGUUGUUUUCCAUUCUUGAGGAACAGGAAAACAACCAGUUUAUUCGAUAACCUUAUAAUUGGCAGUUACUGGUGUAUGGCUAUUCUUUAAAAUUCACUGACGUGAUGUUAACAAACAUGGAUCAUAGUCAAGGACCACAGACUGAAAGGCAAUACCAAACCAUAUCUAGAAAAAAUUUCUUACUUGUUCCUACAAGCGUCUACUGAGUUCUUAAGUGUAUCUAUAAGGUUUUUGUCUUUAUGUUGUACCCAAAUGAGCGUACCUCCUUCAGUAUAAUCCAGUAAUAUUUGGGCGAUACGUCAUUGUAAGGGUCUUAGCUGAACUUUCAAACUCGGGCUCCAGAUAAACCUGGAUCACUGUUUUUAAUUUUCUUAGUUGGGAAGUGUGACUACAAGUUUCAACAUACAAAAACUUGAAGUCCAUCAUGGUUAUUUCGCGAGUUCUCACAUUUUUUUUGAGUGUGUGAUUUGCAAUGUUAAACCUUACACUUGCACCAAAUAUCCAUGAAGCAUGAUUAAAUGUUUUGUUUUUAGUCUUACUACUUAAAUCGGCAGCUUAAUUUAUAACAUAAACGACGAUUUGAUGUGAUAUCCGUGUGAUAUAUUUAAAUGAAAAUAAUUUGUACGGAACUAUUAACCAGUAAUUUCUUCAUGUUGGAUAACUUAAUCGACAUCUUAUCAAUAAAUCCCUUUUCUUUGUUUUAGUAAUUCCAACUUAUUAAAUAUGCUCUAGAUUAAUCAGUCAGAUUUAACAUUUCACUUCAGCCGCACAAAGAUGGUGAAUACAAAUUUUAAUUUAUCACAUAUUUAACAUUUCACUCAUUUGUAUCAUCAAUCGCUUCAUAUGUGACUUAUCAAUUCAUUAUUAGUACCUAUUCUAUCAAACAAUAUGAUCAUUUUACGAAUUUAUAUGCAUUUAUUUAAAUUAUCAUCAUUAUUAUUAGUCUUUAUUUUAUUCGUAUCUUCUACUAAUUUGUCUAAUUCUACAAAUUCUGCUAAAAGUUUAUUGUCUAAACAAAAUAUCAUUUCGCCAGAAGAUCAUUUAAUUGAAAUUAUUUCUAAUAAUUCUAUAAACUAUGGUUGUGAUUUUAAUCAAUUACAAUUUUGUUCAUAUAAACAUUCAUCUGAUUGGAGUUUUCAAUUAAGUUUGAAAGAAUUUGCUUUAAAAAUGAAAGAAGCAGCUGAGACAGCUGCUAAAGUUGUUCAAAAUUUUCAAGAUAAUUUGUCACAAAACAAUAAUAAUAAUACCAACAAUACUAUAAAAAGUCAGGCUGAAACAUCAUCGAAUCAAUAUUUUCAAUUCCCAUCUGUUAUUAUUCCAACCACCAAUUAUUUCCCAUGUUCUACUACUACUACUAAUAAUAAUAAUAAUAAUACUACUCAAUAUUCAUAUAUGAAAUUACCAAUUCAUUGGCCUACAUAUUAUAUAAUACAUAAACCUAAUGCACCAGAAGAUGUAACUGGUACUAGUUCAAUUCAGUCACAAUUAUCAUCAAGGAUAAUCAAAAAAAAACGAUCCAUUAUUUAUUAUUCAUUAAAACAAUCUAAUAAUAAUACUGAUACAUUAAAACAAUUAUAUACAUUUUCUAAAUUAUAUCCAAUAGCUUGUUUACAAUUAAAAAUACAAUUUCUAUCUAAUGAUAAUAAUAAUAGAUUAAGUAGUCAAGUUAUUUUAAGUUUAGGUUCAAAUAAACAAACCAUUCGAAAUGUGUUUACUAUUGAUGAAUCGUUUAGAAAUGCUUAUUAUGAAGAUUAUAAUGAUGAUCGUAAGGAAAAUGUUGAGACAUCAUCAUCACUAUCAACAACAUCAUCUAGAAUAGAUUGGUCAAUAUUACGUCAAGAAAUAUCUGAUUUAGUAAAUAAUACUUUACCAUAUGAUGUAUGGAUUAAUGUUUCAAUGCCUAUAUAUCCUACUACUGAUCUUAAUACUCCUCCUCCUCUUUAUAAUCAAACUAAUCAUUAUUACAAUCAAUAUAUGGAAGACAACAAUGUUGAAACUUCUCAAAACUUUCAUGAUACACUUAUAGAACAAUCAGAUCAUUGGGUUGCUAUGGAUACUACACAAUUUUUAUCGAUUUUUACUACAAAUAAUGUAUGUAUUGAUGAUAUUACUUUAUAUACACAUCAAAAUAGACAAUUAUUGAAAUCCAAAUGUCAAAGUAAAUUGAUUUGGAUAAGUAAUAAUAAAAAACAGUCUAAUCAUUCUAUACAAAGUUUACAUUUGAAUACAUAUGGUUAUCCAAUAUUAUUGAAUAGAACUAGUUCAACAUCAUCAACUAGUGAUCCAUUGAAUACAGAGAAUAAUAAGUCCAUUCUAAAGUCAUUUCAUUCAUUCUAUUCAAAUAAAUAUUCAUUAUAUAAUCAUUUACAUAUAAUAUGGAUAACUGGUUCAUUAUUAUUAGCAAUAUUUAUAACAUUUUUAGCUAUUUUAUUUAUUAUUACAUUUAGUUUAUCAGUUAUGUGUAAUCAACGAAAAAAUAUUCAUUUAAAUAAUUUAACUACUGAUAAUAAUUUAAGUAGUCAAAAUGAAAAAUGUAAAAAAGAAUUACAUAAUCGUCGAAAAUUAUAUUCAAAUCAUCACCAUCAACAUGAUCAUCAUAAUAAAGAUCAUUGUGAUAAUGAAUUAUUAAGAAUUUUACCAGAAGAUAUACCGAAUAGUUCAUUUUUAAUAGAUUUACAUAAUCAUUUAUCAUCAUCAUCAUUACAUGGUUUAUUACAUCAUCAUCAUCAAUCUGAUAGUCAACAAUGUAAUUCUCAACAGGCUAUUACUAAUACAUUAACAAAUCAACAACAAUUUUUAGAUGAUAAUUCAACAGAACUUAGUUUAUGUAUGCAAGAUGAUAAAAAUGAGUUACUUCAUUCAAUUGAUAGACAAAAUAUUGACCAUUCAGAUGUAUCUGCAACAAGUGCUAUACAAUUAUUACGUAAUUGGAAGUUUUAUAAACAACGUAGUACAACACCAUCUAAUAGUUAUUAUUAUCCACCUCCUGGUUCUUCUUCUUUCCAUAAUAAUCCUAAUUAUGGCAUCAAACAUAAUCCUACAAAACAGUUAGGUGUAAAACAUAACCCUUCAAAUACAUCUAUGCUACUCUAUAUGGAUCAUCAUCCAUUAUUUAGUAAAGGUUAUACUACUAGUUCUAGCAAUGUUGCCAGUGGUAAUCCUACUACUUCAAAUUUCAAUGAUAAAUGUCAAGAAUCAAGAAUUAGUUCAUCUCAUUUAAAACGUAUGCCAGAAGUACGUCAAUCAUUAAUUUUAUCCGUUAACGACAACAAUGAAUUAAUUAUAUUGCCAUCGUCAACUACUACUACUACUAUGAAUCAUAAUGAACAACAGAAUGGAAGUAUAGAAAAUAAUAAUACAUUAGGUAUGUUAAAUAGUUUAUCUGAAGAAGAUGCUGAAGCAACACGUUUAGAAAUGGCCGCAUCAGUUGGUGCAUUAGAUAAUCAAUAUUCACCUAAUGAUAAUACAUUAGAUCAUAUAGAUUAUACAUUAUCAUCAACUAUACCCCGUUCACUGAUUAUUAAUGGUGAACAACCACCACCUAGUUACAAUUCAUCCUCUUAAAAUAAAAAAAACACAACUUAAAUUCUAGAUAUUUUUUGUUUCCCUAAAAUUAGCAUUUUUAGCUUAUUGUUCCCCCCCUCUUUUAUAAUGAUUAUUUUAAAAAAACAUUUAGUUCCGCCCCUACCCCUCGUAAUGGGACCAAAAAUGAAUUCCAUCUUAUGUUUUUCUUCUUGAUCAACUUAGUAACUGUUUACAGUAUUGAAAUAUAAUUGAAGGAACAAAAAGAGAAUAUUAUUUUAUAGAAUGUAAAUAUAAGUAAAGUCAAUAUAUCAUCUCAUCACUAACAAGUUAUGUAAUCACAAUGGUCAGCGUUUUUUUUAGCCAGUUGGUUUUCUGCGGGAUGGGGUCGUUAACCCCAUACCCAACCCUCCUUCUUUACCCGGGCUUGGAACCGGCAGUAGCUCUCGGAGGAGCUACAGGUGGAGUUAUGUAAUCACCAUGAUAAUGUCGAAAUGUUCUUCAUUAUUUCCUUAGGUAAGAUUAGUUAUUUGAUAUUUUGUUGUUGUUGUUAAAGUUCCUUCAUAUGAUAUACAUGAACAUAAAACUUCAACUUAAAUUCAUUGAGAAAAAAGAGAUCCAUUCGCAGAACUUCGUGUUUUUUUUAACUUCCUGGAGUUAGUUUAUAUUUCUUUUCAAAAAAUGGUCCCAAAAUAAAUGCUCGAUGUUAUCCAUGAGAAUAGUUGUUCUUUAUUCUGUUUGUUUGUUUACCUUUUCUUUUUUACUGAUUAGGAUUUUAAAAUUUUGUUUUUAUAUCUGUAUGAUGCAAUUCUCGUUUUUAUAAAAAAAGUUCUCCUUUCAAUGUUAAUCAAGAAGAAAACAGUUAAAAUUUCUAUCGGCUUAAAUACUAGAUACACACAAUCUUUCAUGGCGCCAGUUGGUAUCUAUCAUCUCUAUGGGUGUGUGAGUCUACAAGUAUUUAUCUUACAGCUAAAGUUUUAUUGUUUUUAUAUAUAGAACUAUAUAGGAUUACAUAUUUAUUCCUUGAUUUGUAUUGCUUUUUGGCUUAGGCAAAUGUGUUUUUCUUUAAAUUGAAAUAUUUAUAUAGUUGUUGAGCUGAUGCCCACAAACACACACACACGUACAUACAUUAAUACAAACAGGCUUAUUAAUUUCUUUUUAAUCACUACGGCGAGAUUGGGGGAAGAAGUUACAUUUAUAAAUCUGCUAGUUUAAUUUAUAUCUGUUUAUUUACAUUUUCUUUUUUUGUUGAAAAAUAUCGAUGUAGUUUAAUUUAUUCAACUCCCCCCUACCCUUUUUAGAAAAACAACAACAUUGAAGCGAGUAAACUUUGAAUUAAUUAAGCGAAGAGUUGUUGUUACUGUUAAUUUAUUUAUUCUUUGGAGUUUUGUUUUUCUUUUUAAAUAACUGAUCAUUGAAUAUUCAAUGGAAUUCUUGAUUUCUAUCCCCUAUUUGUAAAUAAUGAUGUAAUUAUAUAUUAUAUAAUUCAGUCAGAAUAAGACGUUUUUUUUGA
Molecule: messenger RNA, 5792 nt
Organism: Schistosoma rodhaini
Lineage: Eukaryota; Metazoa; Platyhelminthes; Trematoda; Strigeidida; Schistosomatidae
Source: the annotation of a GenBank genome assembly